Messenger RNA from Dipodomys spectabilis (banner-tailed kangaroo rat), 1434 nucleotides. RefSeq names its product snurportin 1 (gene Snupn). Lineage: Eukaryota; Metazoa; Chordata; Mammalia; Rodentia; Heteromyidae. Gene Ontology annotation, biological process: snRNA import into nucleus; protein import into nucleus. The record is from RefSeq and is a predicted model, not a curated record. Gene Ontology annotation, cellular component: nucleus; cytoplasm. Gene Ontology annotation, molecular function: protein binding; nuclear import signal receptor activity. Bases 49 to 1254 code for a protein of 401 amino acids. The transcript has 9 exons.
AGUGGCCCUUCUGCGCGGGCAGUGUCUCCUUGGCGUCUCCGUACGCUCAUGUCUCAGGGCGUCAGCUGUGGGGGGCGCGGGACCAGGCCGGAGCCCCCCCUUUGGCUCGUUUCCGGUGCCCCGAGGGGGACUUCUGUGGUUGGGGGCGACCUCAAGCCAGCAAAAAUGGAAGAGCUGAGUCAGGCCCUGGCCAGUAGCUUUUCUGUGUCUCAAGAUCUGAACAGCACAGCGGCCCCACACCCCCGCCUGUCUCAGUACAAGUCCAAGUACAGUUCCUUGGAGCAAAGUGAGCGGCGGCGCCAGUUACUGGAACUGCAGAAAUCCAAGCGGCUGGAUUAUGUGAACCAUGCCCGGAGACUGGCUGAAGAUGACUGGACCGGGGUGGAGAGCGAGGAAGAGGAGGAGAGGAAGGGUGAUGAGGAAAUGGACAUCGACACUGGCAAGAAGUUACCAAAACGCUAUGCCAAUCAACUGAUGCUCUCGGAGUGGCUAAUUGAUGUCCCUUCAGAUCUGGGGCAGGAAUGGAUUGUGGUCGUGUGCCCCGUGGGGAAAAGAGCCCUUAUUGUGGCCUCCAGGGGCUCCACCAGUGCCUACACCAAGAGCGGCUACUGUGUCAACAGGUUUUCUUCCCUUCUGCCAGGAGGCAAUAGGCGGAACUCAACAACAGCAAAAGACUACACCAUUCUAGAUUGCAUCUACAGUGAGGUGAAGCAGACCUACUAUGUGCUGGAUGUGAUGUGUUGGCGGGGGCACCCGUUUUAUGACUGUCAGACUGAUUUCCGAUUCUACUGGAUGCAUUCAAAGUUACCAGAGGAAGAGGGACUUGGGGAGAAGACCAAACUCAAUCCCUUUAAAUUUGUGGGACUGAAGAAUUUCCCUUGUACCCCUGAGAGCCUGUGCAAAGUGCUGUCUAUGGAUUUCCCAUUCGAGGUGGAUGGACUUCUCUUCUACCACAAGCAGACCCACUACAGCCCCGGAAGCACCCCGUUGGUGGGCUGGCUGCGUCCCUACAUGGUAUCGGAUGUUCUUGGGGUGGCUGUGCCAGCUGGCCCACUGACCACCAAGCCAGAAUAUGCCGGCCACCAGCUCCAGCAGAUAAUUGAACACAAGAGGAUCCAGAAAGAGGGCGCGAAGGAGCAGCUGGCACACAAGACCUCGCAGAACGGACAUUAUGAACUAGAACACCUGUCCACCCCCAAGCUCAACACGUCCCCCCCCGGCCCCGACCACCCGGCCAGCCUCAUGGACAGUUAGAGAAGGCAGCUUCCUUUACGUGUCCCGGGAGGGAGCCUCACCCCCAGAAAGACUGGGGCCAAGGACCGUGAGAUGCCAAGAUGGCGACUCCGGCUGGAAACAGCCAUCCGGCGUGACAUGCAGGCUCCAGCAGCUGAGAUAAAGGGUAUCCCAGAUAGAAUGUAAAUAUAUGUCAUUCUU